Amphibalanus amphitrite is the source of this 3250-nucleotide messenger RNA. Its product is annotated as KIF-binding protein-like. The coding region runs from base 389 to 2170 and encodes 593 amino acids. The transcript is spliced from 12 exons. NCBI's taxonomy places the organism in Eukaryota, Metazoa, Arthropoda, Thecostraca, Balanomorpha, Balanidae. The record is from RefSeq and is a predicted model, not a curated record. Gene Ontology annotation, molecular function: protein binding.
UUUGCCAGAAACGCAGAAUACUUUUACCCCGAAACAGCCUAUAUAAUGUAUUAGGCACUUUUUUGUUGCCGAUAAAGUUUGGAUACUGUUUUGAUCUAUUUAUAUAAAAAUUGGAAUAUAUUUUAUCGCACAAAAGUAAUAACGCUCAUCAUAGAUAUCAUAAUAGAUAUGUUCAUUGCUCAUGCAGUGCCGAAGUGAUUUACAUGGGAGAGGUUCCGUUUAAAAUUCCUUCACUUUAUAGGAUACCGAAAAAGGCGUGCAUGUGGGGAUUGAUGUUGGGGCAUGUGUAUUUUUUUGACGGACGGAAAUUGGACGGACGGACUGACGGAUGUUCACAAGAGACAUAAAAUAAGGUGCUGAAGUGUCCUAGGCUUGACAUUUUCUCAAGAUGGAUGCAGAAACACAAGCCAGCAUUUAUGAAAAGUUCCAGAAGGCUAUGCACCUUCUUGAGGUGGAGAGCCCAAAGGACCCUGAAGAAGAACCAUACAAGUCCAAAUAUGCUGCCAGGGACCUGCUGAAUGAGAUCAAGUUCCAGCUGGAACGUCACAUCGAGCAGAGUGACGUGAUCACUGAGGCAGGCCACCAGCUGGCGGCCGUGCUGUUCUACCUCGGCUACAUCAGCGUGGAGACGGACGAGCCCUCGGCCGGCGAGCAGCUACUGGAGGAGGCCGUGCGCGCUGCGCCCGCGCUCGGCCCCUGCACCGUGCUGAGCACGCUGAACGCGCUCAACCAGCUGGGUCUGGUGUGGAGCCGACGCGGCGAGCACAACCGGAGCCAGCACUACCUGCAGACGGCAGAGACCGUGUACCAGAAGUACAAGGAGCAGGUCACGCUCAAGCCGGUGGACCUGCCGGACCUGUUCCGUCCGUCCCGCUCGGAUGGCGAGGAGAAGACGGACGACUCGAAGGAGGGCCGCAGCGGGCUGACCAAGCUGGAGGAGCUGCACACCCUGACACUCUACUACCUGGCGCAGGCGUUCAACAACGUGGGCGAGCCGGUGAAGGCGGCGCUGUACUGCCACAACACGCUGUCCCGGCAGCUGGACAGCAGCUCCUUCGACAGGGUCGAGUGGGCGCUCAACUCGGCCACCCUGUCGCAGUUCUACCUGCCCAAACAGAUGUUCAGGAACGCUCGACACCACCUGGCAGCCGCCAUCCAGGUCCUGAACCAGUACUCGGAGGAGCUGGAUGCGGCGCCCGACAAGACCUCCGAACAGCACCUGGCAAACGUGGAGCGGUUCCGUCACCGCGAGGCGGACGUGGCUCGCUGCUGGGCCAAACUGGGCCAGGUGCUGCUGCAGUGCUCGGCAGAGCGGCUGGUCACCUCGAGUCCGUCGCCGCCGGCCGAGCCCAGCACUGGGCAGCUGUUCUUCCGGCAGCUGGAGCUCGGAGAACUCGAGAAACAGAUGACGGACACGCCAGUGCGCGACUUUGAGGAGGCGCGCAAGGUGUUUCUGUGUGCCCAGCGCUGGAUCCAGAAGGCCAAACAGUACUACACCCUGGAGGAACACGCGUCGGAUCAUGUGGAGGUCGUGCGGGAGCACAGCCAGCUCUUCAAGGCGCUCAUCUUCUUCGAGAGUGAUCUGGACAGGCAGUGUAAGAUGUACAAGCGUCGCGUGGACCUGCUGGAGCCACUGCUGGCCGAGCUGAACCCCACCUACUACCUGAUGGUGAUACGGCAGCUGCAGUACGAGCUGGCAGAGAUCUACAGCGACAUCGCUCAGUGCAAAGUCGAGCUUCAGAGGGACCGCGACAAGCGCGGACAGCACGUCACGGCGCACGUGGUACAGAAAAUCAACCACCUGGCCCACCAGAGCAUCAAGUACUUUGACCUCUUCCUCAACACACUCAAAGACAGCGAGGGUCACUACCCGGACAAGUUCGAGGAGGACCUGACGCGUCCGGUGCUGAUCGCCUACUUCCACCUGGGCCACCUCUACAACCGACUGAUGGAGAUCGAACUGAAGCCCAAGCUGGCCAACGUCCAGAAGUCGAUAGCCGCUUACCAGUUCAUCAUCGACUACUGCGACCGGGUACCUCUGGGUGCGGAGAAAAUGGCCGAGGAGCUGUCUGCGUGUCGGGAGAUGGCCCGCCUGCUGCCCACCAAGAUGGACCGGAUACGCAACGCCAUCAACGACGGCGGCACCGUCACCACUGACCUCACCGUCUAGGUCAACGACCUCACCGCGUAGGUCACCGACCUCACCGCAUAGGUCACCGACUUCUCCGUCUAGCCCGCCGACCUCAGCGUAUAAACCUUCGGCUUCUUGGUAUUCAAGCGACCUCAGCGACAACCUCACGGUCAGGACUGCGUUUUAGACGCCUCACCAUUCACCCAACGUCUGGAUACAUUAGGAAUACCUCCGUGAAAGGCGUGACGGCUGGUCACCCGUCACAGUGAUCGGUGAAGUGUCGACGACUGGACACGGGCUGUGGUGGCUAUUUCAAGACGUUGUCCGCAGCGGUCAUGGGAUGGGAUAGGACGAGCGAUCGUGGUCAGUGACAAAAACGAUUGGCGAGUUGCGAGCCCGGCGCGUUGUGAUGUGAUAUUUCUGGAGACGGGAUUAGGUGACGCUGGCGCUGCCUGGCCAAUAGAAGGUUUUGUGGAAGCCGCUGUGCAGCCUCCGAUGUUUCCAGGCCAGUCCAGGCUCGAUCACUGGUAUCUCCGCACCAGCGGUCGAUUUGCAGUCGUUUCCAUGACAGCCCGGCGUUCCUUUGUUGUGUAUUGUUUGUUUGAGCACAGAGUGUGUUAUUCGAUUGUGCCCAGCAUGUGGAUUUCGUUUGUGUAAGUCACAUUUUGGUUCAUAUGAGCAUUUGACGUCAGUUAUGCACUCCUGCAGGAUUUGUAUGCGUUAUCCAGUAAUCUCGUCGGUUACGCCUUGUGCGCGGCCGAGCCCAGCCCGGCAAACUGCCUUCUAUUCUCGUGUGUAACGCGGCGGCUGGGAGCGACACUGCCUGAGUCGCUGGUGCUCGCCUGCCCCCGUCGGCACGGACGCGCCGUGCCGGAUGACCCGGAGCCGAGUAUCGACCCGCGACGGGCGUGGGCAGGCAGUGCGACGCGCUCUGCCCGGCGCUUUCGGCCACUGUAGACCGUGAGCUUGAAAACCGAGGUCUGAUGACGUACCCGUGCGUGUUGCGGUCGCGCUGUGGCCGUGCGCUUCAAUGCUACGCGCAGAGGUAACUCGAGUCAAUCUGCUUGUGUUCCUACCAUUGUUUUGAAAUGAAGAGCAAGCAUUGCUUUGUCGGCUAAA